Anopheles coluzzii is the source of this 1117-nucleotide messenger RNA. RefSeq names its product nucleoporin Nup37 (gene Nup37). Bases 119 to 1081 code for a protein of 320 amino acids. The transcript has 2 exons. Gene Ontology annotation, cellular component: nuclear pore outer ring. The record is from RefSeq and is a predicted model, not a curated record. Lineage: Eukaryota; Metazoa; Arthropoda; Insecta; Diptera; Culicidae. Gene Ontology annotation, molecular function: protein binding.
CUGUCAAAAACACCGGCAUUGCGCGGAAUAGUUGUUUUGCUUGUCUGCUUCCCUCACGCCAAGUGCGUUCAGUUGUUUGGUGAGAUUUUUUAGCUUCGCAUAAUCCGCAGCACUCGCCAUGGACAACAAAGGAUCGCCCCCAACGCACAGCAUCUCGCUGCCGGAGCAAAUCAUCACGUUCGAACUGUCGUCCUACGAAUGGUCACAAAAUCUGGUCUGCAUCGCGCUGAUGGACAAGCUGAUCCUUGGCAGUGUGCGCUUUCCGGAAGAAAGCGAAAAUGAGUGCUUCGAGUGGAAUCAGCUGAAAGAAAUCCACCACAAAAGCCGACCACAUUCCGUGGCGUUUGCGCCCGAAACGUCACUCGCCGUCGUGCCGAAGAAGGUGGUAUUAGCGAGCGCCGGGUCAGACUAUAAAAUCCGCAUCUUCCAAAGCGACCUUGACCAGAGCGACACCGUGCAGCUGCUGGAGGGCCACAGCUCGUACGUCAACCACGUGAGCUGGGAUCCGGACGGGGAAUAUUUGGCCUCGUGCAGCGACGACAACAGUUGCGUGCUGUGGAAGUGCAAGGAGGACUACAGCCAGGGGCCCAGCUUUUUCUUCGGCUCGGCCGUGCAAUCGGCCAAAUGGCACCCGGAGGAGUCGGGCCAUCUGCUGAUUGCGGAAAAGUGCGGCGCCAUACACCUGUACAAGGUGCAUAUGAAGACGUCGAUGCUGUCGGUCGAAACGGACACGAACCCACUGAGCUACGCGGACUGGAGCCUGGCGAACGCGGCGUACGUUGCAGCGAUGGCACGCGGUUGCAUCUUCUCUUGGGAUCUGAAAAAUGCCAGCUGGCCGAUCGAGAACAAACCGAUGCACGACGAGUGCGGUCAUAUUGUGAAAUUUUCGCCCCACUCGGAGAGCGUUGUGGCCAGCAUUGGGCGGCCGAACGCGACGCUGAAGGUUAUCCACACGAAGAACAAACUGCCCCAAAUCGAGGCGAAGCUGUUGCUGUACGGAGGGCUCUGUUGGCAUUACCAGCUACCGUACGUUGUGGCGGCUUCCGAUCGUAAACUUUGCUUCUGGAAGGUUUCGAUUUGAAAAUGAAUAAAAUGCAUUUUUCUAAUUGGAAAUAAU